Molecule: messenger RNA, 1113 nt
Organism: Spodoptera littoralis (African cotton leafworm)
Lineage: Eukaryota; Metazoa; Arthropoda; Insecta; Lepidoptera; Noctuidae
Source: the annotation of a GenBank genome assembly
AUGAAUCAACCGAAGGACGCAAUUAUUCGCAUAGAUGUGCCGGGCACAACAAAACACACUGAGAGAAUAGAACAAGCAGACAUCAACAUACUAUGCCUUGACUUAAAACCAUUCAGCUUCAUAGUGCAAUUCAUGUUCUGUCUACUCUUCGUAUUCAUAUUUUACUUAGCAUAUGGAUAUUUCCUCGAAUUGUUAUUUGCAAAUUCAGAAGUCAGCUUCUACAUAACUCUAGUUCAAUUUUUAAUAACGACUGCAUUGAGUUAUGUUGAAUCGUUGAUAAGGAGUCGUAUAAAACGGAAGGUACCACUGAAAACCUAUGCACUACUAGCAGGAUUGACCCUCGGUACCAUGGCAUUUUCAAACCUUGCCCUGAGCUAUCUAAACUACCCGACGCAGCUGAUCUUCAAGAGCUGCAAACUAAUACCUGUGAUGAUUGGCAGUAUUAUUAUAAUGGGCAAACGGUACGGGUUUCUGGAUUAUGUGUCUGCUGUGGUCAUGUGUAUUGGCCUGACUAUGUUCACUUUGGCGGACUCCCAAACAUCGCCAAAGUUCAACUUUGUAGGUGUAAUAGUGAUAUCACUAGCGUUACUAUGCGACGCUAUCAUCGGGAACGUACAAGAGAAGGCGAUGAAACAACAUCACGCAUCUAACAACGAAGUAGUAUUCUAUUCUUACGCUAUCGGCUCCAUAUAUUUGCUGUUCAUUACUGUGCCUACUGGGAUAAUGUCGGCUGGUAUUGAGUAUUGUGCACAGAAUCCACUAACAAUGUACUUGAAUAUAUUCUUCCUGAGUUUGACUGGGUAUUUGGGCUUGCAAGCAGUAUUAACACUGGUCCGUAUCUGUGGCGCCACCAUCGCUGUGACGGUGACCACCUUCAGGAAGGUGCUCUCCAUCAUCAUAUCCUUCUUGGUGUUCAGCAAGCCUUUUGUGUUCCAGUAUGUAUGGUCCGGUAUGCUGGUAAUACUAGCAAUAUACCUAAACCAUUAUAGUAAGAAAAAUCCGAACUAUGUUCCCAGUAUCGUGGUGAGAUGCUGGCAGUAUAUGAAUGGUCUUUACCAGUCCGAGUACCGGUAUCUAAGAAUUAAGAGCAAAAUGUACGCUGAUACAGUUUAA